This is a messenger RNA of Malaya genurostris, 1029 nucleotides long. RefSeq lists its product as uncharacterized. The annotation marks the transcript as partial. Lineage: Eukaryota; Metazoa; Arthropoda; Insecta; Diptera; Culicidae. The record is from RefSeq and is a predicted model, not a curated record. The transcript has a single exon.
UACUCGGACUACUCGGACUACUCGGACUACUCGGACUACUCGGACUACUCGGACUACUCGGACUACUCGGACUACUCGGACUACUCGGACUACUCGGACUACUCGGACUACUCGGACUACUCGGACUACUCGGACUACUCGGACUACUCGGACUACUCGGACUACUCGGACUACUCGGACUACUCGGACUACUCGGACUACUCGGACUACUCGGACUACUCGGACUACUCGGACUACUCGGACUACUCGGACUACUCGGACUACUCGGACUACUCGGACUACUCGGACUACUCGGACUACUCGGACUACUCGGACUACUCGGACUACUCGGACUACUCGGACUACUCGGACUACUCGGACUACUCGGACUACUCGGACUACUCGGACUACUCGGACUACUCGGACUACUCGGACUACUCGGACUACUCGGACUACUCGGACUACUCGGACUACUCGGACUACUCGGACUACUCGGACUACUCGGACUACUCGGACUACUCGGACUACUCGGACUACUCGGACUACUCGGACUACUCGGACUACUCGGACUACUCGGACUACUCGGACUACUCGGACUACUCGGACUACUCGGACUACUCGGACUACUCGGACUACUCGGACUACUCGGACUACUCGGACUACUCGGACUACUCGGACUACUCGGACUACUCGGACUACUCGGACUACUCGGACUACUCGGACUACUCGGACUACUCGGACUACUCGGACUACUCGGACUACUCGGACUACUCGGACUACUCGGACUACUCGGACUACUCGGACUACUCGGACUACUCGGACUACUCGGACUACUCGGACUACUCGGACUACUCGGACUACUCGGACUACUCGGACUACUCGGACUACUCGGACUACUCGGACUACUCGGACUACUCGGACUACUCGGACUACUCGGACUACUCGGACUACUCGGACUACUCGGACUACUCGGACUACUCGGACUACUCGGACUACUCGGACUACUCGGACUACUCGGACUACUCGGACUACUCGGACUACUCGGACUAC